UAAAACCAAAGCUUGAAGCAUGUCUCUCUCAUGGCAGAUUCAUUUUUCCACCUGAGAAAACAAAAAUUGAGCUGAACCCACAAAUUCUAAGGUAAAAUUAAACACACCUGCAUUGAAAAGUUUGCUUUUUGAUUCUCAUUUGUACGAAUUGUUCUUGCUCUGUUUUUCCAUCCCCUUGUCUGGAUUUCAGCUUUGAGAUGCAUAAAUCUAUCCUGCAUAAGGUUAGGGAAUACCCAUUUUUGUGUUUACCCUAUACAACAGACAUUUUAUUGUUCAUUUCUUGUGGUGAAACUUGUGAUGAUUAAGUUGGAGAAUCUCAAUAGAUAUCAUUGGAGGAUUCACAAUGUUUAUGAAUGUUAAUCUUAAGUCUGUUACUUCCAUUAGUACUGUGAAACCUCUAAAAUACUUCAAUUUGGGUAAGAUUCAAUGUAGACAUUCUUGUAUUUCAUUGCCAAUGUGGAAGGCACUAGCAAUCUCAGGCCGAUCGUCCGCUUCUUGUAUGGUUACUAGAUUAGCUAGAGGUGUUCGAAGUGAAGCAGAAAAUGUACUGUUUGAUUAUCUACAUUAUACUAGAAAUUUACAAUUUUCUGAUGCAGAACACAUAAGUAAAAACUCACCCAUAUUUCUUCGGACGCUUUUAUCAAAGGUUAUUGAUUGUGAUGAAGAAAUUAGUAGGUCACUGGCGAGGUUUCUUCGUUAUAAUCCUAUUAAUGAGUUUGAACCAUUCUUUGAGAGUUUAGGCCUGGCAGCAUCAGAGGUUAACCCACUUCUUCCGCGUGAACUGAUGUUUCUAAGUGAUGAUGAUAUAUUGCUUCACAAUUAUCAUGUUCUUUGUAAUUAUGGGAUUCCUCGUACUAAGAUUGGGAAGAUGUAUAAGGAAGUGGUGGAGAUCUUUGGGUAUGAUUAUGGGGUCUUGGCUGCGAGAUUUCAUGGUUAUGAAGAGUUGGGACUGACCAAACCUACUAUUAUUGCGUUAGUUACCUGUUGUCCUACACUUUUGGUCGGUGGUGUUAAUCGAGAUUUUGUUCGGUUUCUUACAUUGUUGAAUGGCUUGGGGAUUGGAAGAAAUUGGGUUAGAGAGUAUCUAUCGGAUAAGAACACGUAUAGUUGGACUAGAAUGGUUGGCGUGAUGAGGUUUCUUGAAGAAAUGGGUUGUAGCAGGAAAGAUAUGAGAAUAUUAAUUGACAAACAUCCUAGGUUCCUGUUUGAAGACUCUGGAAACAAGAUUUAUAUAUUGGUUGCGUUAUUAUUAAAGAUAGGUAUUUCAGCAGAAAACAUAAUUUCAUUGUUUCUUCAACAUCCUCAAAUUUUAGCUGGGAAUUUUGCUAAAAAUCUGUGGGGGGCGCUGCAUUUUCUGUCGGAGAUUAAGAUGGAAACUGAAGAUAUUGCUAUGAUUAUCCGUACUCAUGCACAUAUAUUGGGUUGUUGUUGUCUGAAGAAGAAACCUAGAACAGUUCUAUCGAACUUAAAAGUAGGCCCAGAGAAGUUGUGUGAGAUCAUAAAGGAAGACCCUCCAAUGUUGGUUACUUUGGCUGGAAAAAAGAAAACUUCUCACAAAAAGGCGUCGAAUGAUACGGAGAAAACUACAUUUUUGUUGCAUAUCGGAUAUGUUGAGAAUUCAGAUGAGUUGGUGAAAGCUCUGAAGCGAUUUCGUGGUAGAGGGGAUCAAUUACAGGAGAGAUUUGAUUGUUUGGUAAAUGCUGGAUUAGACUUCCAUGAUGUCUGCAAGAUGAUCAAAGAUGCUCCACAAGUCCUGAAUCAGUCAAAGGAUGUUAUUGAGAUGAAGAUUAAGCAUCUGGUGAAUGAUUUACGUUACCCUGUGCAAGAUUUGGUAGCAUUUCCUAGAUACUUGUGUUAUGAUAUAGAGAGGAUCAAGCUUAGGUUCUCAAUGUAUGUAUGGCUGAGAGAAAAAGGUGUAGUAGGAAAAAUGACCUUAAGUACGAUUCUUGUGAGCUCACAUGCACGUGUUAUAAAGUACUUGGUAAAUCUUCACUCAGAAGGACCAGCUGUUUGGGAAAGAUUAAAAAGAGAGUCAUCUUCAAGCUAGCGAAAUCUAAUUGAUCUUGCUGAAAUUGUUUUGAGAAUUGAGACCUUCAAUCAGCUCUGCCGUCUUUGUAUCUGCACUAUUUCUUUUACUAGAUAAUUAAGCUCCCUCACCCAGUGCAGGGAAAGAGUCGAGCUUCUGACCUCUCAUACGAGAGGUGCUGCAAGGGCCACUAACUGCACGGUUUCUUAUCUUUUUCAUCGCAGUUGGCACAAUCCUCUUUGCCAUUUCUUGUUCCGGAUGUAUAGGAAUUUCUGCCAGAAAUCGCUGUUGUCUGUAUCUUUACUCUGUGUUCAUGGCGA
Papaver somniferum (opium poppy) is the source of this 2346-nucleotide messenger RNA. Its product is annotated as tobamovirus multiplication protein 2A-like. Lineage: Eukaryota; Viridiplantae; Streptophyta; Magnoliopsida; Ranunculales; Papaveraceae. Bases 344 to 2047 code for a protein of 567 amino acids. The transcript is spliced from 4 exons. The record is from RefSeq and is a predicted model, not a curated record. Gene Ontology annotation, biological process: regulation of DNA-templated transcription. Gene Ontology annotation, molecular function: double-stranded DNA binding. Gene Ontology annotation, cellular component: membrane.